Molecule: messenger RNA, 432 nt
Organism: Aureobasidium subglaciale EXF-2481
Lineage: Eukaryota; Fungi; Ascomycota; Dothideomycetes; Dothideales; Saccotheciaceae
Exons: 1
Coding region: 41-220 (59 amino acids)
Source: RefSeq, a predicted model, not a curated record
CGCAACAUUCUUCCCAAAAGCACCCUCAUACUCAAUCAAAAUGGCACGCGGUAACCAAAAGGAGAGAGCUCGUGAAAAGACCCUGAAGGCAGCCGGCAACGUCGUAAGCUUUUCUCAACAGGGAUCAACAUUUUCUAAGGGAGAUCGCUUUGCUGACAUCUUGCCUUCAUCUAGAAAAACAAGAACAACGUAUGAUUUCUUCGCGAGCGUGCAAUCGUGAUAUUCAUUAAUCAUCUAUCUAGAUGUCCGGCUCCGAGCAGGCCAAGGCCAAGGAUGAUGCAGCCGCUAUUAUGCGUGCAAAGCAGGCAGCAGGUCCGUCUCUCUGAUUGUUCUUAUCGUUGUUUUUUUUGACAUGUUUGUAGCCGACGCCAAGAAGGCCGCCGAGGGCAAGAAGUAAAUUCACUGCACAUCAACACACAUCAAGGCGCAAUC